Letharia columbiana is the source of this 528-nucleotide messenger RNA. RefSeq lists its product as uncharacterized. The record is from RefSeq and is a predicted model, not a curated record. NCBI's taxonomy places the organism in Eukaryota, Fungi, Ascomycota, Lecanoromycetes, Lecanorales, Parmeliaceae. The transcript has a single exon. The coding region runs from base 1 to 528 and encodes 175 amino acids.
AUGAUUGUGAAGCUUCGGGACCGUCAACGAGGGCUACAACUGCUGAAUGACGCUCGAGACAGCUAUACGAAGGCAAACUCCUAUUCUGGUACACUGUACGUUGCUUAUCGUCGCGUCCACCUGAGCACCGAAGAAUCCGGACAAGACUACUGUAACCUCUCUCGUCUCGCUGAGCCACAAGUUCCGGUCGGCUGGAAUGAUCACCUUGUUUUUCGAGAUUCAAAUGAGGUCAUGGGCUUCAUAGUCAACGAUCCCGAGCUAUUGGGACUGGAAACUAGAAUAGCAGCAGAACAGUUUAUGGUGGGGGUUGCUGAGUAUCAGGAUCAGUUCGUGAGAGAGCAAUUUAGGCUCCUUCAUGGCCAAGUUGCGAACAGCGACAUGAUUGGCAUGCUCUGGCGAUCUCGAAACAUCCUCAGGUCGUACCUCAAGAAACACCCGUCUGCGGCAACGCUAAAGCUUCAUGCCAUCGCGCUCGACAGUCUCGCACGUUUCUAUUGUCCUUCAAGUGAUUACAACUGGCUAAAGUAA